AUGACUUACAUCGUGUCGGUGACACAUUUCUGCGAGGUACAUGGGCCUUCAAUGAUAAUGUGCACACAGGCGGUGAACAAUCCAGAUACACUGUCCGACUACUAUUCUCCCCAGUUACCCGAGGCACAGUUCUGCCAGUCUUGUAUUUUUCAGAUACCCAACCCCGGCAAAAAUGCUGACGACGUUUCACCUUCUUCAUCGGUUACUGAUCUGGGGAAAACUCCCCCAUCAGAAGGUAGUGGAAGUUUAAUAAAUGAGCCAGAGUUUGAAUCUUCUAGAACAACAUUGACUUUAGAAGACCAAAUUUCUAGUCUUCUCAACUCUACUAAUGAUUCAAAGAGACAGAAAAGACGUCCAGUGACAUUGAAGACACAGUCAUCCCGCAAUCCUAAUACUUUCUUUGUAUCUACACAAUUCCCUACAAAUACGGAUGUUUAUUCAUCCUUGAGACAGAUCAUCGUUAAACUUUUCACUGCAGAGACAAAUGCAGAUUCUACCAAGCCAGUUGUUUUCGGGAACUCAAAACAUGGUUAUUCAGUGGCACUUACUUUUUCAUUGGUUGAUAAAACUGCUAGAGGUUCAGAGCGUAAAUAUGCGAUAAUAGUAACUUCUAAUUGGGAAAUCGAUCUAUUUUCAAACUAUACGUUUAUUUUGACAAAUCUCAACCAGAUGGUUCGACGUAUUCUAAUAACCGGACAACAGAUUCAAGCCAAGGCAGCUGCACCUAUAGAGGCAAUAUCUAAUAAUGAUUUUUAUUUGAGAAGAUCGGCCGGACUGCCAAAAGCUAAAAGCAUGACCGAAAUUUUACAAGAUGAUAAACUCUUUCUUAAACUGCACAUGUGGGCUUCUUUGAUGCUUGAUGCUCUAGAAGAUACUAAACAUGUUUGA
Messenger RNA from Pichia kudriavzevii, 888 nucleotides. RefSeq lists its product as uncharacterized. The coding region runs from base 1 to 888 and encodes 295 amino acids. Gene Ontology annotation, molecular function: GTPase activator activity. Lineage: Eukaryota; Fungi; Ascomycota; Pichiomycetes; Pichiales; Pichiaceae. Gene Ontology annotation, cellular component: cytosol. Gene Ontology annotation, biological process: positive regulation of TORC1 signaling; positive regulation of GTPase activity. The record is from RefSeq and is a predicted model, not a curated record. The transcript has a single exon.